AUGCACUCAUGGUGCCGGUUUUUUUACAUUUGGAGGUAUCAAAACGAGUUGCUCCUCACCCCUCAAAAUUUCUUUUUUUUUUUUUUUUCUCACUUUCUUUCCUUUCCCGGACUUCCAUCUGUGCCUCUCUCAGAGCCUUGCUGUGCCCGGAUGGCCCACAGUAGCGCAAUGCUGCGGUCUGUGGAUGUCUGGUGGUUUUUUUAUUUGUCAAACUGCGCCUGUUUCUGUAAUGUUUCACCUCACGGCGCCUCUGACGUAUGCCUUUGGGCACGCAUGUGCAUGUAUGUAUUAAAUGUAUGUGGCUGCCCGAUAUUUACCGGAGGAAGACAAAGAAAGAGAUAUGCGGGGAGUAAAGUGAGUGAGGAUAGCAAUUCUUGCGUUUUAUCAUCUGUCUCACCCCUUCUCAUUAUUUAUUUAUUGUUUGUUUCUUCAUGCAGCUGUAUCAUGUGUGCUAUAUUGAAUAGAAUUAGAAUGUCAUUUUGCGAGAAUUGGGUAGUUCCGGGUAUAUUGGCAAAGACGAGCGGCAAAUAUGGGGGUGAAAGAAGGGGAUGA
Molecule: messenger RNA, 552 nt
Organism: Trypanosoma cruzi
Lineage: Eukaryota; Euglenozoa; Kinetoplastea; Trypanosomatida; Trypanosomatidae
Exons: 1
Coding region: 1-552 (183 amino acids)
Source: RefSeq, a predicted model, not a curated record